GGAAGACAUAGGUAUAGGUCUCGAUCUCGUUCAAGGGAUAGAUAUGACAAUACAUCGCCAUCUCGAUCUCGAUCACGUUCCGAAAGUAAACGACGGAGCGGCUUUGACAUGAGAACUCCUUCAGUAGAUGGUGUUGCUCCAGAAGGCAAUGUUGGGCUACUUGUCCCACUGUGCUGCCAAUGGGUGUGUGCUGUGACUACUGUAGCUUUUUAUGCACAACAAGGAAUUGGUACACUGGUCUGAUGGAUCUUGUUCGUCCUCAACUGGCAACUGUUGCCUUUUUUUGGUAGUCUUAUACUUACAAAUGAUGCAUCCUUUUCUUCUCUUUAAACCUUACUAUGAGAGGGUGCGACAUGGUUACAAAUCAAUGAGGAAAAUUACGCUGAGGUUCUUGCGUCGCGUAAUCCAACAGUAUAACCGGAAUCUAAGAAUAUAGGGUAAUGGCAUGAUCUAUGAGUUUCCAUACGUCAAUUUAACUUAAUUAGCUACUGCAGGUGGGCCUCCUCCAAGUAUUCCUAACUCGUUUCCAAACAUGAUGCCCCCACCGCCUGGAAUGGUAUGUCGUUCAUAAGUUUCUUCUUGCAUAGCAAAGGUUUAGAUUCAUUAAAAUUUGGUUGCGCGAAUGGAAUUUUGUGUUCAAUUACAGCUUGAAACCCUCCACAUGAUGCCAACUCAGGCUAUGACAGAACAGGAUACACGACAUGCUAGGAGGGUCUAUGUUGGUGGCCUUUCUUCCAUGGCUAAUGAGCAGUCGGUGGCAACCUUUUUCAGUCAGGUUAUGGAGGCUGUUGGUGGAAACACUGCCGGUCCAGGAGAAGCUGUUGUUAAUGUAUACAUUAACCAUGAGAAGAAGUUUGCUUUUGUGGAGAUGAGGUCUGUUGAGGAGGCCAGUAACGCAAUGGCUUUAGAUGGCAUCAUUUUUGAGGGAGCACCAGUGAAAGUUAGGAGGCCUAGUGAUUACAAUCCUUCUCUUGCUGCAACACUUGGACCAAGUCAACCUAGUCAACUUUUGAACCUUGCGGCUGUUGGGCUAUCACCGGGGUCUGCUGGUGUUCUUGAGGGGCCUGAUUGCAUCUUUGUUGGUGGCCUUCCAUAUUACUUUACAGAAGUGCAAAUAAGAGAGCUGUUAGAGUCUUUUGGGCCUCUUCGAGGAUUUGAUCUAGUCAAAGACAGAGAAACAGGGAACUCCAAAGGCUAUGCCUUUUGUGUGUAUCAAGAUGUCUCAGUCACAGAUAUAGCUUGUGCAGCUCUUAAUGGAAUUCAAAUGGGUGAUAAAACUCUAACGGUUAGGCGUGCAAACCAAGGAACAACCCAGCCUAGGCCUGAGCAAGAGAAUGUAUUAUUACAGGCACAAGAACAGGUGGCGUUGCAGAGGUUUGUCUUCCGAGCUGGUUCCCUUCCUACGAAGGUUGUAUGCUUAGCCCAAGUUGUUAGCGCAGAUGAACUAAAAGAUGACGAAGAGUACGAGGACAUAGUGGAAGAUAUGAAAACGGAGGGUGGAAAAUAUGGUUCAUUGAUGAGUGUUAUCAUCCCACGUCCAAUGGCCAAUGGCGAACCAUCUCCUGGAGUUGGCAAGGCUUUCUUAGAAUUUUCUGACACGGAUGGCGCUUUGAAGGCUCAAGCAGGGCUGAAUGGAAGGAAAUUUGGUGGGAAUCAAGUGGUAGCGGUCUAUUAUCCUGAAAAUAAAUUCUCGCAGGGGGAAUAUGAUGCAUAUAUCUACUGAUGUUGUCACCUUGUAUGUUUUUUCUCGCUGCACUUGAGCUAGCUAACCGGAAUUUUUAAAUAGAGUUUUAAAUUUUGAUUUGGUAAAUAGGGUUUUUUUAAAUUUUGUCAGGAUAUGUAUGAAGUGUUCUUUUAAACAAAUAUGUUGCAAUUUCA
Papaver somniferum (opium poppy) is the source of this 1878-nucleotide messenger RNA. RefSeq names its product splicing factor U2af large subunit B-like. The record is from RefSeq and is a predicted model, not a curated record. Gene Ontology annotation, cellular component: U2-type prespliceosome; nuclear speck; commitment complex. NCBI's taxonomy places the organism in Eukaryota, Viridiplantae, Streptophyta, Magnoliopsida, Ranunculales, Papaveraceae. The coding region runs from base 623 to 1723 and encodes 366 amino acids. Gene Ontology annotation, molecular function: pre-mRNA 3'-splice site binding; poly-pyrimidine tract binding. Gene Ontology annotation, biological process: mRNA processing. The transcript is spliced from 10 exons.